CGCGGUGUAUCAAUUGUAAGUAAAACGCGAAAGGCGUGUAUCAUUUUGAAAAAGGAUUGCGGUUUGUUUUUGCAACACGCCAGAAUCGUGCAACGCGUGUUACAAUGUAACAUGUUAAUCGAUGCCUUGACAAAGUUCGGGCAACGUAAUCAGGUCGGAUAGUAGAGCGCACAUAUGAUACAGAUAAUGCGUUGACGACCGGCGCCGUCGCACAUGCGCGUCCCGACGCCCCUCGGCCACCGAUUUCGAUUUUAGUCAUUCCUGGGUCGGGGGGAUCGUUACCACUGAAGCACGGUGCAAAGCACAUCGGCCAUUUUCUAAGCUCUUCCCGUUACGAUUUUAUAUUCGUCAAUCCGAGAUUCGCGAAGCUCGGUCCUGUGUGUUUUCGAAAUUUUUUUCAAAAAUCCGUUAUCCUCAGUGUUCUUAUCAUCCUCUUGCCGUUCGUCGCGCACUAAUCGCGCUUCGAUAUUAACUGGUAAAACGUAAACGAAUUAAUAAAUAAAACAAGAAUAAAUAUAAGGAUAAAAAAGCUUCGGUGGACUCGGUUCUUCGAGCCGAACCAGGUUGAAAAACACGAGGAAAUUCGGUGCGUCUCGAUCAGUGCCCGGUUUGCGCGCGUUUCGUCGCUAUGAUGGUAGUGAAUGACUGCAGCGAGAGUAUUACGAGUGGCUUAUAGUGCGUGUGGUUCGGUUUCCUCUUCUCCAACUACGUUCACUCCGUCUAAUUUGUUAUCAACAUCAAACACAGCUCUCCGGGCUACCGCACUGCGGUCAAUCGUCACAUUUUCCUUAUUUCUUACAAUAUUUCCAGCACGAAAAACCCGAGGUCACGACCUGUCCUGGAAUAUCCAGGGGGGCAGAAACAAUGGGGUGGACGUCCCGCUGCUCUUAGGCGACCCUGUUUGCCCCCCUCCUUCUCCUUCCUGCACGAGUUCGGUUUACUCGCCAGGUUUUAGAGCCGAAUUCGAAGAGGCAAGUCUAGGGCUCGUGCGUAUGUACACCCGGCAUGCUGGAAUGCGAACCCCUCGACCAAGGAGUUGGCAAAAUGAGAAAGUCCAGUGUCGAGCUUGCUCAGCGUGUCCGGAAGAUGUUAGACCGAUCAUUCGAUUGCCUCUAAUAUUUAAGGAGAAAGAGGGACGUGGACCCGGUUUUAUUUAUAUAGCGAUUGCGCGUGUAACCGUUCGACCCUGGAGAUUUUCAUUUUGCCAUAGGAAUAUUAAAUUCCUUAGAGUUGUCCAACUCCUGUAGGAGUCGUAAGAAUUUGAGAAGCCGAGUGUACGCAACGCGUUUCAUCGGGGUGCAGGGGUCAAGCUAUAGUCACCGUAUCCGCGUGAAUCAUUGCUGCAGCACGACAUAUAACGUAUACGAAUAUCUACGCAGCCGGCUCAGCAAAGUUGACGAUUUGAAUUCCCGGCGAAUUCGGUUAAAUCGGGGCUUGUUUGAACUUGGCGAAGUGGUCAUACACGACGAAUGUAACAUACUUGUGU
Molecule: messenger RNA, 1486 nt
Organism: Diprion similis
Lineage: Eukaryota; Metazoa; Arthropoda; Insecta; Hymenoptera; Diprionidae
Exons: 2
Coding region: 642-1247 (201 amino acids)
Source: RefSeq, a predicted model, not a curated record